AUGGCUGCGCGGCAAGGCGGGACCGCCUCUCCCCUACGGGCUCUGGAAGAAGCACUGGGCAUGGGCUUGACGGCUGCUGGGGAAGCCGAGGACGCGGUGGCCGCCGAGGGCACCUACUACCUGGAGCAGGUCACCAUAACCGAAGCAUCUGAAGAUGAUUAUGAAUAUGAAGAGAUACCAGAUGACAAUUUUAGCAUUCCAGAAGGUGAAGAAGAUCUGACAAAAGCAAUGCAUAUAUUUCAAGAACAGGUUACAGAUACUCAAAUUUUGGAGCAGAAAACAGUCCUUCCUUCAAAGCAUGAAGUACCAGAAGUAAUUGAAGACUUUCUCUGCAAUUUCCUAAUCAAAAUGGGAAUGACCCGAACCCUUGAUUGCUUUCAAUCUGAAUGGUACGAAUUAAUACAGAAGGGAGUAACUGAAGUCAGCGGUGUUGGGAAUGUCCCAGAUGUGUAUAUCCAGAACAUGCUGUUAGAAAAUGAAAACAAAAAUUUGAAGAAAGACUUAAAGCACUACAAACAGGCAGCUGACAAGGCUAGAGAAGAUCUGCUGAAAACUCAGAAAGAACGGGAUUUUCAUCGAAUGCAUCACAAGCGAAUAGUCCAAGAAAAAAACAAAUUAAUUAAUGACCUCAAAGGGUUGAAGUUACAUUAUGCAUCUUAUGAACCAACUAUAAGGGUGUUACUUGAGAAGCACCAAACUUUGCUGAAGCAGAAAAUGCUCACCUCUUUGGAAAAAGACAGAGCAGUUGAGCAGAUUUCUGGACUUGGAGCAACAAUAAGGCAUAUGGAAAAAAAGCGUAGUCACCAACUUUCUAAAAUUAGAGUUAUUCCUGGCGGUAAGAAGGAACAUGCGCAAGAAGGUCCUACUCAGAAAGGUCUUUGUGAGGCCAGGGAACAACACAAAUGUAAAGCAAGGAUGAAAGAUAAUACAAAGGAUUCACAAUUUCCUACAGAUAUGCAACCAAAUCCAAAUCUGUAUUUACAUAAAGAAGGUAAUUUUCCAGCAAAACUUGACUACAGGCUGAGCACCAUAUUUAAACUUCAUCAACUUCCAGUGAGCUGCAUCGUCGUGCACCCCAACAAGGACACCCUAGUCUCCUGCGGUGAGGACCGCCUCUGGAAGGCAGUGGGGCUCCCCAAAGGCGACGUGCUUCUCACAGGAACUGGCCACACCGACUGGCUUUCCAGCUGCUGCUUCCAUCCCAGUGGCAACAAGUUGGCUACAUCCAGUGGUGACACUACAGUUAAAUUAUGGGACCUGUCUAACGGCAAUUGCAUUUUGACCUUUGAAGGACACAGACAUGCAGUAUGGUCCUGCACAUGGCAUUCCUGUGGUGACUUUGUGGCUUCUUCUUCAUUGGAUGCCACCAGUAAAAUCUGGGAUGUUAAUAGUGAAAGAUGCAGAUGCACUCUGUAUGGACAUAUGGAUUCCGUGAACAGCAUUGAGUUCUUCCUGUGCUCCAACACCCUUCUCACAGGUUCUGCAGAUAAAUCCCUAUCUUUAUGGGAUGCAAGAACGGGUAAAUGUGAGCAGUCGCUCUAUGGUCACAUGCAUUCUAUUAAUGAUGCCACCUUCAAUCCCAGGGGUCACAUAAUAGCAUCCUGUGAUUCCUGUGGAGUUACAAAACUGUGGGACUUCCGCAAACUCUUACCGAUUGUGUCCAUUGAUAUAGGCCCAAGUCCUGGCAAUGAGGUGAACUUUGACUCAUCAGGUCAAGUAUUAGCUCAGGCGAGUAGCAGUGGGGUCAUUCAUUUGCUGGACCUUAAAUCAGGGCAGAUUCACAAGCUGGUGGGCCAUGAGGAUGAAGCUCACACAGUCGUGUUUUCUGAGGAUGCAGGAAAUCUGUUUUCCGGAGGCUCUGAGGGCACUGUUCGAAUGUGGUCUUGA
Molecule: messenger RNA, 1887 nt
Organism: Pteronotus mesoamericanus
Lineage: Eukaryota; Metazoa; Chordata; Mammalia; Chiroptera; Mormoopidae
Gene: SPAG16
Product: sperm associated antigen 16
Exons: 16
Coding region: 1-1887 (628 amino acids)
Biological process (GO): axoneme assembly
Cellular component (GO): axonemal central apparatus
Molecular function (GO): protein binding
Source: RefSeq, a predicted model, not a curated record